AUGAAAGGCAAAGCUCGCGCCACGCGUCGCACUCUCAACAAGGUGGACCCUGUGUCAGACAAGAAGCCUGUUGGCUUCGAAUCUGUUCAGACCGACUUAGGUGCUUCGACAAGUCGAACGCAGCGGAAGGGCAGUGGAAGGCCAUCAGCUCCCGUGCCCACUAAUGAGGCCGCCACCUCUGCAGUUGCUCGCACUGGUGUUGCAAGCCGGAGUUCGUCAGCCCCUGUACCCACUAAUGAGGUCGUUGCCUCGGUAGUGGUCCAGACUGACAUUUCUGAUGCAGACCAGACUGCCUCAACGAGCCGUUCACUUUUUGGGCUGCACUUGCCCAAGGACCUCGUUUUCACCAAAAAAGGAAAAUCACUCCCUCAACCGCGUUUUAGUAUAUCUUGGACGCCUGGACAGAACGUUCUGGAACAUUCAACAGAUCGUUGGUCAAUUUUUCGGGACGGUCUGGAGGAAAACUCAUUAAUUAGCGACACGCGGAUAAGCUCUAUUGAGGAGGCCCUCAAGAAGUCAUUCCCCGGUAAGUACAAGGAUGGUAUUAAUCUAAUCUAUGUUGAACUCAGCGCUGACUUCAAGCCCCUCAAUCAGGAUCCCUUCCCCAACCAUCAAUGGUCGGACUUGUAUCGGUUUCCCGGUAUUCACCCCCAAGCCAUCGCUGCGAAUCUACAUGCGACCAACACACAGUGGCCUCGGCUCAAUGACGAGAGCACGCCCUCACAUUUACUCAUUUAUCCUUUUGCCCCUUCAUGGGAUUUCACUCACUUCCCUGUCCUUUACGACCGAUCACGACCUUGGCGGUCGUACAGCCCGGUGGUCCGCACCGAUCCUUGGAAUGAGAACAUAUCGUGGUACGAAGAUUACAAGAUCUUGGAGCCCGAAUGGUUGAUACAGCGAGAGAAGAUUGCAAGUAGGCUCAAGCAAUGCGUUCUCAUGUUUAAGACUGUCAGCAAUAUUGCGGACUUCGUAUCGCUCUCACUGCCAAAGCCAGACGAGUGCAAGUUCGACGUUCUGAAGGACUGGGAUCGAUUACUUGAUCGGCGCCGUGAGCCUGAGAUGCAGCGUGCAAUCAAACUUCUUUUUAUGCGCGCGCUUGACUUACGGGCAUGGGCCCUCUGGGCCUUGUUUAAAGUAAUCGAUUUUCUUGCUUCUCUUCAUGAAUUGCCCCCUCCUCAUUUCCCUAUCACUGGGGAAAUAAUAGGAUGCACACUGUUUUCGUCGAGUCCAGGGGCGAAUCCUGAACUCGAAUUUGGAGAAUACCUCGAACCUUUGGUUCGUCAUGGCAUUCCAUUUUUCGUAAUCGAAGAAGCCCCUCUCCCCCCCCCAGCGCGCAGGCUUGGCGCUCUCAAAUCCCUUUGUGUAGCGUACGACCAUACCGUCCACCGUCCGUCGACCUCUUCCUACUUUCGGAUUCCCGCCAAUAAUGUUUUUCGCCCAAAUCCUUGGAUACGAGGUGUAAUGCGCUUGAGCGAACAUCCCCUAUUCGAGCUGAGUGCUCGAAUAUCUGAAUUAUUGGCCAAGCACCGCGAUAAUAACAAGGAAUUCCGUAUCGAUAUCUUCGGGGUCAUUCACUCCAUUUACCCCCAAACAUUCGACUCCUUUCAGUUACCUGAAUCGCCUCUUCAGUUACCUGAAUCACUACCAGAGGAAGAGGGUUCUCCCCCCCCUGGACCUGUCGUUCGGGAGCCCUGUCGAGAUCUCCUCGAGUUUGGUCAACGGUACCAAAAAGCCCCAGAUCCGCCAAUGUUUGAUGACACCGAGGAGGGUUUGGCGAAGUUCGAAGCUACGCAUGAACGCUAUGACCGGGAGGAAAGGGAAGCCCAGCACCAUCCCUAUGGCGCUCUCUUGAUCGCCCGAGCCUAUCUGGGCAUAGGCGAGGCGCAACGGGAGGUUGGGAAUAUCAUCGCUGGCAUGGCUGGCAAAAAUGUGAGAUCGACAACCUGGGGCAGUAAAAGACAGACACCGCUAGAGCGGUACUGUAUGCGAAAGUGGGCAAAUCCGGUGAAACUCGACAAAACUGAGUUCUCUCGCCGUCAACAAUUAUCCAGAGAGUAUCUGCAACUCAUAGGGGAAUUCACGGAGCCUCAAGCGAAUCCUAUACCCGUGACCGCCAAUGAGGAUACGGGUGUUGCAGGAUCACUCCAGGCAAAAACGCGGGGUCCUGUUAAGGAAUUCGUUGAACCUCCGACUCAUUCUGCAGCUGCAGCUGCCAGCGGGAUUAUGGGUCUCGCAGGACCAUUGCAGACAAGGAUGCACGAUCCUGUAUCUCAAACGCAUGGAGGUGAACAAUCGGCACCAUUGCAUAUGAGCGGAGCGUCAGGUUCAGGUUCCAUGGAACUUGACGAGGGGCGUCGCGAAGUGGGCAGUCGAACAACCCAACAUUCUGCUUCACGCGUGGAAACUCGAUCUUAUCGGUGUCCGAGUGGGCCUAUUGGACGAAGAUGGGACGCACAAAAGCAUCUCAGUGAUGCAUUGAAUCGCAGGCCUGCUCGUGGUCGUGUUCUUGCAAGGGAUCGUGAGACUUACCAUGAUCACCCUCGGCAUUGGCAGCCUCCCCAUGACAAGCGUGAAGAUCGUAGGGGGGACUAUCAUAGACGAUCGAUGAUGAGUCGUUCACGUAGCCCGGUGCGCCACCGCCGGAAUUCAUCCUCUCCCCCUUCACUUCGUCGCCAUCGAUCACCUUUCAGCUUUCCAUUUUCACGUCGUCGCCAUCACUCACAUUCUAGCUCUCGCUCCUGCCGCCGCUCACACUCCCCUCAUUCUCGCUCUCAUUCUCGCUCACGCUCCCCUGACCGUUCUCGUUCUCGUUCUCGCCCUCGUUCUUAUUCCGUUUCCCGCUGUCUUCAAUCCUCUCAUCGUCGCAGUCGAUCCGCCUCAUGCCCUCCGAGUCCCCUCGGUCCAUCUCGUCGGGUUGCAUCACCCAUUGAGAUGCAAGUAGAUGUCCCUUCGUCAAAUCCUAGGCCUCUACCACAGCCGGGAUGCCACCUCUCUCAGCAAGUGCCCGUCUUGCGCAUGAUCCAACCUCAUUCUAUCCCAUUUACAUCCUGGCAUUGUCUGACAACACCGCUCGAAGACAAACAUUUCCAAGCUUUCGGCAAGGCCGAUUUGGACGUAUGGGCAGCCCCUCUCUUUGAGGUUCGUGGUGUGUAUGCAGUUGCUCAAGCCAAGGCAAGCAAAUCGGCUUUGAAGUAUGGGAAAACACGCAUUGCGAUCCUUGCAAAGCACCGUGAUGUUCUCGACCGAGUCGCUCAGCUCAUCUCGGAGAACAACGCACACUAUCAUGCCCUGCUUGCUUUCGCAAUCUUCAGUCCUUUGGAUCCAUUCUCCGGGAAAGAAGCGGCAUCAUAUUCCUGGGUAUCCAAGGUUGACCUUCACUUCGUGGGUUGUGUUUGGGAGAGUGUCCCAUUUGAGGAGCUUCGCUCAAGACUUCUCACAGAUGCGCCGCUGGUCCUGACAAAUGACAACGUUGGCGAAGAACUCCUUUAUCAUGGAUUUGAUCCGCUCGUGUCAACUGAGGCUCAAGCCGCCCCGAGGAAUGUAAAGCUGCAUUCCUUUGAUUUCAGCCCACAUGUCCUCGAUGCUUGGUAUGACACGAUGCCAUUGCAAUUCAAGAGUUAUGGGGUGACUCGUUUUAUGUUCGUCGCACGUGCAUAUGAUUCGGCUCUGUUCAAGGGAAGGAAAGCAUUCAUGGCGGAAAUCUGGCAGACCGAGUCAGUUAUUGACGCUGCUCUUCGGAAUCUCUUGGAGUAUCUCUGCGAGAACUCCCAAGACGUCAUUUGCAGAGAGUCGAAGGAGAAGACAGAAUCAUUUCAGUAUCUCAGAGGGCAACGAAAAUGGCGACUCACCGUCGACACUGCCAUCAAGGAUUAUUGUCCUUACUUCAAGGUGAAGUAA
Cantharellus anzutake is the source of this 3897-nucleotide messenger RNA. RefSeq lists its product as uncharacterized. The record is from RefSeq and is a predicted model, not a curated record. Bases 1 to 3897 code for a protein of 1298 amino acids. Lineage: Eukaryota; Fungi; Basidiomycota; Agaricomycetes; Cantharellales; Hydnaceae. The transcript is spliced from 3 exons.